AUGACUCCUCGCUCUCGCGCUCGCUCGCCACCACGGCCAAUCCUCAAGCGGGACUCGUAUCCCGCACCUCUGGCGGAGGAACUUCCUUUCACGACGUGUGACUACAUACUCUCCCCUCACGUCCACUUCCCGCCCACCCCCCACAUGUCGUCGCUGCGCUUCACUCAUUCACCUACGACCUACGAUCGCGCACCGAUUAUCGUCUCUCCGAAUGGACACCUCCAAUUGCCCAAGCGCGGAGAGCGCAAGCUCCACUCGCCUCCGGCGAACUUCGACAACGAACGGCGGGGCCGUUCUCGCAGUCGGAGCUCCAGUCGUGAGCGCGGCGGCGAUUCACCGGAGGACGUAAAGGGGAGCUACUUCCACCCGCGCGCAUUCGAAGCCUGCGCCCCGGAGCCGCUCGAGGUUCCCACCACAAUGCUUGACAUUCCAUCUCCGCCCAUCCUUGUUCCGGACCUAUCGCCUUCGGAGGAGUCCGAUGACCUCGUGGAGACGCCGCCAGACCCGAGCGCAAUGGUCGCAGCGUCCAUUCACGCCUUGAACCCUGCCUUCACGGCGCCUUCAUCAGCCGCCAAGGGCGAUGUUCGUACCAACGCUGGGAAUCGCCCUCAGCCACGUUCGCCGAGGCGGCCAAAGGGGAGGCCGUCCCUGAGAAGGAGCGGUGCUAUCGUGACGUUUGCUCCGGAGUUGGAUGAAGGAUGUUUGGGAGGUUUCUGA
This is a messenger RNA of Rhodofomes roseus, 717 nucleotides long. RefSeq lists its product as uncharacterized. Bases 1 to 717 code for a protein of 238 amino acids. NCBI's taxonomy places the organism in Eukaryota, Fungi, Basidiomycota, Agaricomycetes, Polyporales, Fomitopsidaceae. The record is from RefSeq and is a predicted model, not a curated record. The transcript has a single exon.